AUGAUUCUCAAGCAGCAAUGGAAACUUAUUGGGGACUGUAAACUCAUUCCGUUAUGUAAAGGUUUUUUCACCAUCAAAUUAGAUAAUGAAACUGAUCGAAGUUAUAUAAAAGCUGGGCAAUGGGAGGUCAAUUAUCAAAUUCUCAGAGUUAGAAACUGGGUAUCAAACUUUCGUCCUGCAAAUGUCAGAAGUUCUAAAGCUCAAGUAUGGAUUCGAUUCCCAGGUUUAGGACUUGAGUUCUGGAAAGAAAAUUUUUUAUUUGAAAUCCGUAAGGAAAUUGGAACUCCAAUCAAGAUUGAUGUAGCUACUACAAAAUGUGAAAUUGGGUACUAUGCUAAUGUAUUGGUUGAGGUGGAUUUUGCUCAAUCAAUACCUAGCAAAAUCUGGAUUAAUACAAAAUAUGAAGGUUUCUUCCAGGAAGUAUUGAUUCAUGAUUGUCCAAAGUUUUGUACCACCUGCAAAAUAGUUGGUCACUUAAUUACUGAGUGUUAUGUGGAAAGGAAUAAAAAAAAAACUCAUGCUCCUUCUUUCAGAGUAGUUUCAUACAAAAACAAACCAGCUGAUGUUCCUUUUGACAUAUGUGAUCCAGCUGCCAGAGAGGAAGACUCACUAGUAAAUUCAAUUGAUACAACAACAAUUAUUAGUUCAUCAGCAGAAAUUGGUUCUCCUAAGACUGGCAAGUUUAAUUCUCUGGUAGAACAGUCAGAAGAAGAGUCAGUUAUUAUGGAAGUACCAAAUUUUUUGGAAGUAGCAGAACAGAAUUCAGUGCAGAACAGUGUUAUCAAAUUUGUUAAUGGAAGUAAUGGAGAGGUGACAGAAGAAGCUAUUCCAGUUACAUCUUGGGCAAAAACAGUAGAAAAAGAAAUGGUAAUUGAUAAUGCAUCAGGAAAGAAUAAUUCAGCAAGUACUUCUAUUGCCAAAACUCCAGAGCAGCCAAAGAAAGUAGGUGGUAGAGCUCCUAAUAAAACCGCUUUAUUGGAUUUCACAAAUUGCUUGAAUAAUUGUGAGCUUAUACAAGCUCCUAAGACAGGUUUGGAAUUCUCUUGGUCUAAUUGUAAGCAUGGAAAAAAGAGAAUUUUGUGUAAUCUAGAUAGAGUGGUGUUUAAUCAGAAAUGGGUCCAAAUUUAUGGUGAUUGGGGAUAUAAAGUAGGAUUAAGAAUGGUCUCAGAUCAUGCUUCUUUGUUAGGGGGUUGUGUAAGCAUUCCAAAACCAAAAAUUGCACCUAAAAAGUUUCAAAAAAUGUGGAUACAGCAUCCGGAGUUCCUUCAAGUAGUUAAAGACAGUUGGAUGAAUGAAGUUCAGGGUGAUCCAGCUUUUGUAUUCAUAAGGAAAAUGAAGAAUCUUAAACAAACAUUAAAUGACUGGAACUGGAAUGUAUUUGGAAAUGUUAAUGUCAAGAUACAAGAAGCUGAAGCUAAAGUUAAAACUGCAAUGCAAAAUUCAAAUGAUGACCCUUGUGAUGAAGAUGCUCUAAAAUCACUAGUGGAAGAUCAAAAUGAAUUAUCAAGCAGAGAAGUUCAACAUAAUACUUUAUUGAGGAAGAAAUCAAGGAUUAAAUGGGUCAAGGAAGGUUCAGCCAAUACAAACUUCUUUCACAUUAAUAUGAAGAUAAGAUUUCAGUUCAAGGAAGUGAACAUAGUGGAGAAACUACUUGUUGUAAUUCCUCAGUUAAUAACUGCUGAAGAUCAACAUAUGCUUGACUCUACUCCUACAGCUGAAGAAAUAAAAGAAACAACUUUUUCAAUAGAUUCAGACAACUCACCUGGUCCAGAUGGCUACUCUGGAAUCUUUUAUAAAAAUUGUUGGGAUAUCAUCCAAAAUGAUUUUGUGGCUGCAAUUCAAUUUUGCUGGAACAGAAAAUUUAUACCAAAGGGUUUGAACUCCAGUUUUCUUGUUCUUCUGCCAAAAUGUCAAGGUGCAAAAACUGCUGCUCAAUUCAGGCCCAUUGGGUUAAGCAAUGCGUAUGAUGCAGUCAGCUGGGAGUUCCUUGUUAAAGUGUUACUUAAAUAUGGCUUUCCUUCUUCUUGGUGUCGAUGGAUACUAACUAUUCUCAAUUCUUCAAGAAUUUCUGUAAUGGUAAAUGGUGGACCAUAUGGAUUUUUUACAGUUGGAAGGGGCUUAAGGAAAGGUGAUCCAUUAUCACCUUUAUUAUUCAUUCUAAUGGAAGAUGUGCUGAGCAGAAAUAUUUCACAGUUGGUUCAUGAAGAAAAAAUCAUUCCUAUGGUAGUCAAAAAAGGUAUUCAUCCAACCCACCUAUUCUUUGCUGAUGAUGUAUUUAUAUGUUUGAAUGGAGCUAAAAAAGAGUCUGCAAAAUCUUAUGGAACUGCUUUAUCAAUACCAAUCUAG
Molecule: messenger RNA, 2346 nt
Organism: Papaver somniferum (opium poppy)
Lineage: Eukaryota; Viridiplantae; Streptophyta; Magnoliopsida; Ranunculales; Papaveraceae
Exons: 4
Coding region: 1-2346 (781 amino acids)
Source: RefSeq, a predicted model, not a curated record